ACACGUUAAUUCAGACGCUCAUGUAUAAUUCGUCCCUUGUGGCCCAUGGCAACGUUGAUUUAGCCUGAUGUUUUUAGUACAAAGCAGACGACAGUUGUGGUGCCUAACGGACGGAAUAAUCUCAUGUACUUGGUUGCCGUUGAGAAAGAAAGAGAAGAAAGUCAUUUAAAUAAUAAUAAUAAUAAAAAAACUCAUCUGUUCGACCACAAUAAAACACCCGUAGAAGAAUCCCUUUUCUCAUCUGGACAGAUACAGAGACAGGAUGAUGAUGAUGAUGCAGGGGUUUUCUUCCGCGAGGAGGUCUCUUGCCAUCCUCCACAACAAGAUGCAGCAGCAACAGCUACUCCUUUUCUCGACCUCCUUCCUCUUUGAUGAUACCCAGAAACAGUUUAAAGAAAGCGUCUCACAAUUUGCACAAGAAAGUAUUGCUCCACAUGCUGCAAAAAUAGACGUGACGAACUAUUUCCCAAAGGAUGUUAACUUAUGGAAGCUCAUGGGCGAUUUCAAUCUCCAUGGCAUUACUGCACCAGAGGAGUAUGGAGGACUUGGUCUUGGUUACUUGUACCACUGCAUUGCAAUGGAAGAAAUUAGUCGUGCUUCUGGGUCUGUUGGGCUUUCGUAUGGAGCCCAUUCAAACCUUUGCAUCAAUCAAUUAGUGCGGCAUGGGAACCCUGCCCAGAAGCAGAAGUAUUUACCUAAGCUAAUAAGUGGGGAGCAUGUAGGAGCACUGGCAAUGAGUGAACCUAAUGCUGGUUCUGAUGUUGUGAGCAUGAAGUGCAAGGCUGAUCGUGUUGAUGGGGGUUAUAUUUUAAAUGGGAACAAGAUGUGGUGUACUAAUGGCCCGAUUGCUCAGACACUGGUUGUUUAUGCAAAAACGGAUGUUACGGCAGGAUCAAAAGGAAUCACUGCAUUUAUUAUUGAGAAGGGGAUGCCAGGCUUCGCUACUGCUCAAAAGUUAGACAAACUUGGGAUGCGAGGAAGUGAUACAUGUGAGCUUGUCUUUGAGAAUUGCUUUGUGCCUGAAGAAAAUGUGCUUGGGCAGGAAGGAAAAGGAGUUUAUGUCAUGAUGUCUGGACUGGAUUUGGAGCGUCUUGUAUUGGCAGGGGGGCCCAUUGGUCUCAUGCAAGCAUGCCUUGAUGCUGUUAUUCCUUAUGUUCGGCAGAGAGAACAGUUCGGUCGGCCAAUUGGAGAAUUUCAGUUAAUACAGGGGAAAUUGGCUGACAUGUAUACUUCCUUGCAGUCAUCGAGAUCAUUUGUGUAUUCUGUUGCAAGGGAUUGUGAUAAUGGAAUCAUCGACCGUAAGGAUUGUGCGGGAGUAAUACUUUUUGCAGCUGAAAAAGCCACUCAAGUUGCUCUACAGGCCAUCCAAUGCCUGGGUGGGAAUGGAUAUGUGAAUGAAUACCCCACGGGUCGUCUUCUACGAGAUGCAAAACUUUUCGAGAUUGGGGCAGGGACCAGUGAAAUUAGAAGAAUUAUUAUUGGUCGAGAGCUCUUCAAAGAACAAUGAAGGAUUACUGCAUCAGUUUUUGGAUCGGCAGGAAACAUAAGAUGACAAUGGAUACAUUCGUCCUCCCCACAGCAUACCUCCAUCCUAAGAGGCAGCAUGCUGGCAUUUGUUAGGGGUUUGUGAGAUUGCCCGUUCCCAACUAAACUAGUACUUUUAUUUAGACUCUCCUUGCAAAGUUUAAUGUUCCUCUGGGGGUGUUUCCUACAAUCCAGUCUGCACGUGCCUUUUGUUCCAUUGAUAAGGAGAGACGCAUGAUUCAAUCCAACAGUCAGCGUUUUAUGCACGAUUCAGCUCCAACACUGGCAUUUUGCCCUCAUCAGACUCAUGAUUCAAUCCAACAGUCAAUAUUUUAUGCA
This is a messenger RNA of Magnolia sinica, 1863 nucleotides long. RefSeq names its product isovaleryl-CoA dehydrogenase, mitochondrial. The record is from RefSeq and is a predicted model, not a curated record. Gene Ontology annotation, biological process: L-leucine catabolic process. The transcript is spliced from 15 exons. Gene Ontology annotation, molecular function: 3-methylbutanoyl-CoA dehydrogenase activity; flavin adenine dinucleotide binding. Gene Ontology annotation, cellular component: mitochondrion. Lineage: Eukaryota; Viridiplantae; Streptophyta; Magnoliopsida; Magnoliales; Magnoliaceae. Bases 263 to 1507 code for a protein of 414 amino acids.